AUGGAUAGAGACGGAGGUUCAGAAAUGGAUACGUUAUCGAUCACCUCGCCAGCGAGUGUUAACGUCCCGUCUGGUAGUAUAGUAAUCGGUGAGCCUCACUUGGCGACAAUCGACGAAGACAUUCCACUAACGACAGUAAAAAUCAAAGGAAAGCAGGAUGAAGUUAUUGGCAAAUACAACCCCGAGCCAAACGAGGAAACUCCUUUGCUUUCUUCGGCCGAGGCAGGCACCGAGAAGAGUUCAAGCGCUCACGCACGCAACAGCAAAAGCUUCACGAGCACUUUUAAUUCAAGCCAAGGAUCUUUGUUCUUUGCUUCGUUACAGCUUUCGUUGCAUUCCAGCAUGGCUUUGAUUUCGCAGUCUUUGAAUGGUUCUUUCAAACAGCGAUCGGUUUCGUUUUCGAUUCGAGACCGCGAAGGAUCUAAAACUAUAACUUUAGUAGAAAAACUAUCAGACGAUGCCCGUGCGCCAGCCGUACUUGCUAUGUGGCAUGUUUUGAAUGUAAUAAUUUCCAGCAACAGUGUUCUGGGUAUGCCCUUCGCCAUUGCAUUAGGGGGGAUUGCCGCCUUACCACUCACCCUUCUUGUGGGAUUCCUCGUCAGCGUGACCUCAGUUCUGUUGAUUGACUGUCUUUACGAAAUCUCCCCGAAAAGCCGACUUCGCAAACGAGUAAGAGCGAGCUAUGCCGACAUUGGAGCGGACGUGUGGGGACCGAUUGGAGGCCACGCUGUGAAUAUUAUGAGAAUAGGUCUGACUUACUGCAGUUGCGUACUGAGGAUUAUGGUCUUAGGAAACACUCUGAAAGACUUGACUAGUGGCCAAGUGGAUCUGUCUCUUCAGGAAUGGUGUUUAGUGUGUACAUCGGCCUUGCUGCUGGCUGUGUUCAUCAAGAGACUGUCUGCCCUGGCCUGGUUAAGUAUGAUGGCAGUGCUAGCAGCUCUCAUUAUUUUCUUCCUUUUGCUGGGUUUUUCUUUAAGUAAUGUCAAAACAUGGAAGUGGGGCAGUAUUCUCUCUUUUGAUAUGAAUACCUUCCCAAUAAGUAUGGGUAUCAUUGUAUAUUCAUACUGUGGGCAUACUGUUUUUCCAGCUGUAGAGGGAUCUAUGAAGAACCCAAAAAAAUACAACAUCAUUUCCCACUGGGCAUUUUCCAUAUCAACAGCCAUGAAAUUUUUGGUGGGCCUCUUUUGUUUUCUCACGUUUGGGACUGACACCCAGUCAAUUGUCCUUUUAAAUCUCAGUACAGCAAAUGUUUCUAUAUUAAGUAAAAUAGCAUCUGUUCUAGUAGUAAUAAACAUGUACUUUUCCUACCCUGUAAACAUGUUUGUCGUUAGUGGGACUGUGGAUAUCCUACUAUUACCUAAGUUCCAGAAGUAUUUAAAGAUGAAAUGGUUCAAUUUCCUCUGGCUUUUGUCAACAAGGGUCAUCCUCGUUUAUUCCACCGUGGGUAUCGCACUAGCAGUGCCUCGUUUUGGGUUGCUUAUGAGUGUGUUUGGUAGUGUUUUGGGGGUUUGUGUAACUCUAAUUUUUCCCUGUAUGUUCCAUCUGAAACUCAAAUGGAAAAUUCUAAGAUGGUAUAACAUAGCUUUUGAACUGUUCAUUAUAUUAUUUGGGGUGGCGGCAGGCAUGUUGGGUCUAAUUUACUCUUCCCUUGCUCUCAAAAAAGCCUUGGGUUAA
Molecule: messenger RNA, 1674 nt
Organism: Porites evermanni
Lineage: Eukaryota; Metazoa; Cnidaria; Anthozoa; Scleractinia; Poritidae
Source: the annotation of a GenBank genome assembly